Drepanopeziza brunnea f. sp. 'multigermtubi' MB_m1 is the source of this 1317-nucleotide messenger RNA. RefSeq lists its product as uncharacterized. Gene Ontology annotation, cellular component: inositol phosphoceramide synthase complex. Gene Ontology annotation, molecular function: inositol phosphoceramide synthase activity. The record is from RefSeq and is a predicted model, not a curated record. Gene Ontology annotation, biological process: inositol phosphoceramide metabolic process; sphingolipid biosynthetic process. NCBI's taxonomy places the organism in Eukaryota, Fungi, Ascomycota, Leotiomycetes, Helotiales, Drepanopezizaceae.
AUGGCAGACCCUCGAUACUCCCCUACGAUGUACACGAAAGCCAAGAUGCCUUUCGCGUGGCCCUCGAUACCGAAUCCUAUCCCUAGACGAUACCGCCGCCGGUUACGCUCCAAGUUCCGGUCUGCUCAGUCUCCCGCCUCCGCCAUCGCCUCGAUCGAAACCUCCUUCAACCCCGGCGACUCGUUAAAGGCUCUUAGAACACAUCGGUGGUCAUACUACGACGCGAAGUAUUUGCUGCUGAUCAUCAUCAGCAUCUUCUCGCUGUCGAUAAGUCAAGCGCCGGGUCCGUUGGUGAAGACAGGCGCAUCAGCUCUACUCAUGCUUGCCCUGCUGAUGCCCGUUACGAGGCAAUUCUUCCUCCCGGUGCUUCCGAUCCUGACCUGGUUACUCUUCUUCUUCAACGCGAGGUUCAUUCCCGCAGAGUACAGACCUCAUAUCUGGGUCAAGGUCUUGCCUGCUCUCGAAAACAUCUUUUACGGUGCCAAUAUCAGCAAUAUUCUUUCGGCCCACAAGUACGUGGUCCUGGAUGUAUUGGCUUGGGUACCGUACGGAUUGCUGCACUUUGCCGGACCGUUCUUCUGGGCAGCUCUUAUGUUUUUCUUCUCCGCCCCCGGAACGCUCCCUGUUUUUGCGCAAACUUUCGGAUACAUGAACAUUGCCGGCGUGGCAAUACAGCUCAUCUUCCCCUGCUCGCCUCCAUGGUACGAAAAUAUGUACGGUCUCGCACCCGCCGACUACUCGAUGCCCGGAUCACCUGCCGGAUUGGCACGAAUCGAUAAGCUCCUCGGUUUUGAUAUGUACACGUCGAACUUCACCGCAUCGCCUUUAGUCUUUGGAGCAUUUCCUUCAUUGCAUUCCGGCAAUGCAGUGUUGGAGGCCUUAUUUAUGAGCCACUGCUUCCCAAAGCUCAGGCCGCUGGUUAUCACAUAUGCCAUGUGGAUGUGGUGGGCGACCAUGUAUCUCUCGCAUCACUACGCUGUGGAUCUGGUAGGGGGUGGAUUCAUGGCCGCGAUCGCAUUCUAUGUUGCAAGAAACAACUUCUUGCCGCGAGUCCAGAUGGACAAGGCAUGGAGAUUUGACUACGAUUACGUUGAGAAGGGGGACUCCCCGAGCGGAGGCGCAUACGAGUAUGGUCUCUCGGUCCUGGACCACGACGAUUUCCGCAACGACAGUAGCGACGAGUGGACUGUAGGAUCAUCCUCUUCCGUCUCCUCUGGUUCGAGAAGCCCCGUCGAUGAGUCCCAAUGCGCAUGGGAAGGCGAAACCCUCGCAUCCCAAGCUUCGGAUACGGAGCUCAACGAUAUCAUAGUCAGAUGA